AUGAAAGCUGAGUUGUUGUUGGAGACAGGACCACACCCUCCGGGAGGCACUCCGAUUCGAGUAGUUCGAGCCCUCCAGCAAGUCGGGAGCAGAGGCGGUUGCCCAUUGUCGCACGAGAACAAGCUGGUCAUGCAGAGGUGCCAAAACGGGACGGUCGUGCCCCGUCGCUCCGGGCGGCUGGAGCGGUAUCCCCGAUCCCGGAAGCGGCGCGGGCGUGGGACCAGGAUGGGUUUCCUGCGACAAAUUGGCUUCUGGAAGAAGACUUCUUCGGCAGUUGUCCCUUUCGACCAGGAGGCGCAGUGCGAUAGACGCAAUGAGGUCAAACUGCUGACUCCGGAUGCGCAGUCCAAGCUGGGGAGCACCAGCAACAGCACCGCCUGCUCCGACGAUGUAAUGCAUCGCCCCGAGCUUCGGACGCCCACGCCCGGGUCCAGCCCAUCGGAAUCGACAUGCUCGUACACCACUGGAUCCGCGAAUGUUUCGAUGGACCCACCGUCGAGCCCGCUAGCAGAGUCGGAGGACGAUCGCAGAACUUCACUGCGCUCCACCGCCGUCGCACCCCCGCAUUCCCCACGCGUGGUUGAAGAAGUGCUGCAAGACUCGACGAAGGAAGCCACCCCGGAUUUCAAGCUGUCGCCAAGCGAGAUCUAUGCAGCCGUUGCCGCGGAGUUUGGUGAGGAGACUGCAUCCCUUCUGCAGUCUACGAAAUGGGACAAGAGGCAGCGCGGGCUGCAGUCGAUCUCAGCGGUGCUGAACGGCAGUGACCUGGAAGGGGUCGCUGUCGCUCUGCCGGGAUCAGCCCGUUCGACGAAGGGCUUGUUCCGUGAGCGAGCAUCUGCUUGGGAAGUCAGCUGCCUUGUCCUGAAUCACGUGCUGAGGGACAAGGUUAUCCCCGUCGGCUUGACGGCCUUGGAGCUAUUUCGGGACACCUUCCAGAACAUUGAUGUGAGCAUCUCGGCUGCCCAGGUGCAGCAUGCAGUCUCCGUCCUCAUCGAACAUGUCAUGUUCCGGAUUG
Messenger RNA from Symbiodinium necroappetens, 1015 nucleotides. The record is from the annotation of a GenBank genome assembly. NCBI's taxonomy places the organism in Eukaryota, Dinophyceae, Suessiales, Symbiodiniaceae.